Messenger RNA from Lathyrus sativus (Indian pea), 417 nucleotides. NCBI's taxonomy places the organism in Eukaryota, Viridiplantae, Streptophyta, Magnoliopsida, Fabales, Fabaceae. The record is from the annotation of a GenBank genome assembly.
AUGUUGAUGAAAAAGACUAAGAAAAACGACAAUGCUAGGAGGCUUUUGAUAAGUAUCAAUGUGUUUGGAAGCGCCGGACCGAUACGGUUCGUUGUGAAGGAGGAGGAACUUGUUGCGGCAGUUAUUGAUACUGCUCUAAAGGCUUAUGCUCGGGAAGGGAGACUUCCGGUUCUUGGAGGAGAUAUCAGAACUUUUGCUCUUUAUUGUCCACUGGCUGGAUCUGAUGCUUUGAGACCAUGGAUCACAAUUGGAUCAGUUGGAGCUAGAAAUUUCAUGCUAUGCAAGAAGCCCCAGCUAGAAGGGUCUACUCCUGGAAAUGGAGGUGUCAAUGAGAGUGAAGUGGUUUCACGGAGCAGAGGUGGAAGUUGGAAGGCUUGGUUCAACAAGUCUCUGAAUUUGAAGAUUUCUACCCAUUGA